AUGCGACCCAAACAGCAACUCACAGGUUCUCGUCUUGAGCGUCGCGGAAGGUUUUCCAGUGGCUUCUUGGCCACUUGUUCCAUCGUCUUUUCAGCAAUGGAUCGCUACACCAUCUUGAAGCGGGUGGGAGACGGAACGUAUGGCGAAGUGAUUCUUGCAACCAACAAGCAGACAGGAGAGAAGAUGGCUAUCAAAAGGAUGAAGCGGAAGUAUUAUUCGUGGGAUGAAUGCAUGUCUCUCAGAGAAGUGAAGUCGCUGCGAAAGCUGAGGCAUCCUAACAUCAUCAAGCUCAAAGAAGUUAUCCGAGAGAACGACUAUCUGCACCUUAUCUUUGAAUUCAUGGAGAAGAACAUGUAUGAAUGUAUGAAGGAUCGUACAAAGCCUUUCCCAGAAUCAACAGUGAGAAACUAUUCGUAUCAAGUCUUUCAGGGACUCGCGUUUAUGCAUAAACAAGGCUUCUUCCAUCGUGACAUGAAACCGGAAAACAUCAUGAUCACGGGCGACCUUGCAAAGAUUUGUGACUUUGGGUUGGCAAGAGAGAUUCGCUCGCGUCCUCCCUUCACGGAGUAUGUUUCCACUCGCUGGUACCGAGCGCCAGAGGUUCUCUUGCAGUCAACUUCAUACAACUACCCUGUUGACCUGUGGGCCAUGGGCUGCAUUAUGACGGGUGAAUCUCGAGAGGGGGCUAACGAGCGACUCAUCGCUGUCCUCGCAGAGCUCUACAUGCUCCGACCCUUGUUUCCUGGCAGCAGCGAAACAGACACCAUCAACAAGAUCUGCUCGGUACUUGGAACCCCUUCCAAGGAAACCUACGCCGAUGGGCUGAAGCUUGCAGCGAGUAUGAGAUUCAAGUUCCCGCAGUACGUGUCGGUUGACUUCGCUCGUCUCAUGCCCACGGCUUCCAAGGAAGGCAUCGACCUCAUCAGAGACACUCUCCUGUGGGAUCCCUCGAAGCGACCGAACGCGACUGCGUGUCUGCAGUAUGCCUACUUCCAGAACAUGUCCAGCCAACAGACCUCCUCCACAGAGCAAGUCAGUGCCAGGACGCCCAAUGUUGCGGAGCAGGCGACUGAGCCAGCGACGAGUAGAGGGAUUCAUUCGAAUCUAGCUCCGCAUACGGAUGUGCGAGUGGGUGGGCAAGGAGCGAACACGUAUGGGAACUACGAGUCCAAGAGGACCAAGGACAAGGACUCGGCGUCUGUCAAGAAUGGAACGAGCUCUGGCGUCUCGUCCGACAUGUCGGGAGAUUUGGCGUCAUCAGGGAGUCUCAAUCAGACAGGGUCGAAGAUUCGAUCCGCGCGCUACAUGCCCGGGAUCAACCCAGCUGAAGGCGCGGACUCGAGCAUUGCGAAGAUGCAUUUCGGCAUGCCAGAGAUGGGAGUGGGAGAAGCGAAAAGUCACUUCGGAAGCAAACCUCUCGACAACUUGGGCUUCGGUAUCUCUAAAGUGGACAGCGCCUUCGGCUCUAUUGCGCCGAAACAAGAUCACGUCUUUGGCUCCAUGCCUUCGAGACAAGAUCAGAACGGGAUCUCGAGCCUGUCCAAGAAUGAUGGUUUCGGAGUUGGAGCCUCCAAGGGGCUGUUCAACAACCCGGCUGGCAUGCACGUGCAUCGAAGUGACUUCGGGUUGAUGCCCAACGUCUCGUCAAACGUCGGCAAGAACGUCAACUCGCGACUCGGGCUGAACCUCGCGAACCCAUCGGGGGCUCUGGCCAGCAACAGAGGUGGUCUGCCUCUCAUCAGUAAGACGGGCAGCGCAGGGGCAGGGGCAGGAGCAGGGGCAGGAGCAGGAGCAGGCUUGAAUGCCAUGCCUGGGGCGCUUCGUAAUGCGGAGUUUGGAGUCCCGAGUGCCGCGGGAGCAGGGAUCAUGGGGUUCGGUCAUAACUUCCUCUCGCGGAACCAGGGAGGAGGGGGAAAUAAGCAGUACGACGCUUUCGGGCGGAGAAAAUACUGAAUGG
Messenger RNA from Guillardia theta CCMP2712, 1957 nucleotides. RefSeq lists its product as hypothetical. The record is from RefSeq and is a predicted model, not a curated record. Gene Ontology annotation, molecular function: protein serine/threonine kinase activity; ATP binding. The transcript is spliced from 15 exons. Bases 1 to 1953 code for a protein of 650 amino acids. Gene Ontology annotation, biological process: protein phosphorylation; intracellular signal transduction. Gene Ontology annotation, cellular component: cytoplasm; nucleus. NCBI's taxonomy places the organism in Eukaryota, Cryptophyceae, Pyrenomonadales, Geminigeraceae.